Pocillopora meandrina is the source of this 1962-nucleotide messenger RNA. Lineage: Eukaryota; Metazoa; Cnidaria; Anthozoa; Scleractinia; Pocilloporidae. The record is from the annotation of a GenBank genome assembly.
GGAAUCAAGGAUUGUACAGCACAUGGGCCUCCAUCGGAGGAAACAAGAAGAAUGUUGCAAACGUCAGAAAAUCCUAUUCCACAUCAUGAAGAAAGUCGUAUUCCUCACCCGGAUACGAUAAGUUUGAAAAAGUCAUCAACAUUAAAUGGCCUGAUUGACAGGUUUAUCUGGUUAAACGAGAGGAGGCCAACCCAGCGUGCCACACCUCAGAAGCCCCGAGAGGAGAUUGGAGUGGAGAAAUCCAGAACAGCACAGAGACCUAUUGAAAGCAGGAGAGGGCUCGUCGCAGUACAUAACUCCAUCGAGUCCAUUUUGAAUUUCAAAACCAAUCCGAACUUGGAAGAAACGAAAGUCACUCUGCGAGGUAAUGUAUUUCCCAGAGUUCUUCGUGAUCGAGACAAGAUACUACAUGGAAAGGGGGAAUCGGUCUCGAAAAAGUUAUCAAUACCAAAUAAAUAUUGGGAGACUUUUCAACGAGAAAAAAAAUACCGUGAUUUAAUACCGCGCCCUAAAAGACAGGAAGCUGCCGCAAAUUUUCCUGGAAGAAAACGCACAUUAGAUUCUUCGGAAGAAACUUCCACGAUCUUAGGACGAAAAACCCUGUCGUACUCCGAGCCUACAUACAGACCGAGCACUGGCACCCAUUCAGGUGAAAAAUUGUAUACUGACCCACGGCGGCUAGUGUCGAUCCUAGGCGACCCGUUACCGUAUAAAAGAAGUAACAUUGCCAAUCAAAAGGCGCGUUCUGUGAGGUCUAAAAGGGUCCAGGUGAGCAGAAAGGAACGUAAAAGGAAGGCGCAUAGAAAAAAGCACUUCAAAAAACCCUUUUUGCAUAGCUGGCGCUUAGAAAGCUCAGAUUGGAACAAACAAGACAUGGACGAGUUUUAUUCCCAGGAUUUUGAUUCCAAUUAUUUGGAUGGAGAAUUAACCAGGAGAGAUAAAAGUGAACAUAAAAUGUUAGAGCGUCUCUUAGAUGACUCCUCGCCGUCUUUCGGGACAAGAGAUGAGAAACUCGAGGAAGAGUCUACAAUAAAACAGAUUGAGGACCUGAGUAGGCAGAGUACAGCUCUGUCUAAAGAAUACGACUUCACAGAUCUACCGUCACAAUUCGCCAACAUGGAGGUCUCUGAAGGAGACUUACCUUGGUAUGAUCAAAUCAAUGAUGGUGGAGUAAAUGUUCGAAAAUCGCGAGUUACGCGAAGGAAAGAUAAAAAGCACCACCAUACGAGGGCAAACUUGCGAUCUGAGAAGCGUUUUACCCAGAAACGAGGAAAGAGAGAAAACUCUGCUAGAUUUGCACUCAGAUCCCACCGAUACUCGCGUCGGAAUUUGAAAGGAAAUUUUCCCAUUAAGUUAGAGACUAGGUCUAGUUAUCACCAGGCCACCUCAUUAUCUCUUCCCAGGCAACGGCGAGACAAACGUUCUUUUCAUCAUCAUCGUUAUUAUCACCAUCACUUAUGGCCACCAUCAGCUCUGCAAGUGAGAAUGUUCCCUUAUUAUGAUUAUCCCUAUGCGAUGGAUAACAGUGAGUCAGGUUUUACACAUUUUCACAGAUUCCCCACCUUACAACGAUAUCCUAGCCUGCAGCGUUGGCCAGAAUCCCCAAUGUCAUCGAUGGCAGAGCGUUUCAUUCCUUUCCCACGUUUACCAAAGAUAAGUGAAUUCUCACCAGAUCCGCUGGAAAGACUAGAACGAUUACCACCCCCUACACCAAUCCCACCGGCCAUAAUGGACCAAGAAGAAGCUGGGACUCGAGAGGACGAACCCAUUGACGAGUUAACUCCCUUACCCGAGCCUAUUCCUGAGCCGGAACCGCCUCCGAUACCUGAGCUUGCCUCUAUAAAAGAGAUCCCCCCCAUUUCAGAGCCUCAGGAAAAAGCUCCUGAUAAUCUGGACCCUAAGAAGACGUUUGAUACCGGAGAAAGCAAUGGCGGUGUCAAAAAGAGCACUUCUCGUCAAUAA